This is a messenger RNA of Clarias gariepinus (North African catfish), 2239 nucleotides long. RefSeq names its product growth arrest-specific 1a (gene gas1a). The transcript has a single exon. NCBI's taxonomy places the organism in Eukaryota, Metazoa, Chordata, Actinopteri, Siluriformes, Clariidae. The record is from RefSeq and is a predicted model, not a curated record. Gene Ontology annotation, biological process: regulation of cell cycle. The coding region runs from base 450 to 1256 and encodes 268 amino acids.
GAGCGGCCGUGGCGGAGGAACGGAUACGCGGAUCCAACACCGCUGCACUUUUGUUGUUUGUUUUUAUACUGUUGUAGUGUUUAUUUUCCCCACGCGCGCGGACUUAAUGAAGGAUGAGAAACCCACUUCCGUGAAGUUUUUUUUUUCUUGUCCAGUGCGCGAGCCGUGAGUACUAAAGAACGCAGACGAGCUGUAUGUGGAGGAGAGAGCUCUCGGUGCUGCUUACACACAGGAGAACUGUAUGAAGUGCUGAUCGUUUCAGUGGAAUGGAUAGUAUUUUUUAGACAACUUUUUUUUAUUAUUGGAAUCACUUUUACUUGGACACGCACAAGUUGAAUUACUUUUUCGAAGAAAAAAAAAAAAACCGAAAUGGUUUGGAAACAUCACGGAUCAGCUACUCAGAGCCCCUGACAUGGACGCAUGAUCGGACACCUCUCGCCUUGACGCCAAUGGCGAGGCUCGCGCAGUCAGCCCGGGGCGCCGGCUCGCCCCCGUCCCCGUCCCCGUGGCCACUCGCCUGCGCGCUCCUGUUUCUCGGCACUUGCGUGUGCGCGGGCCCGUCGUCAAGUCGCGCGCGGGGCCGUCUCGUGUGCUGGCAGGCUAUUAUGAAUUGCCAGGCGGAACCGGAGUGCCACUACGCGUACGGCCAGUACGUGCGCGCGUGUGACCCGGUGCUGAGCGGCCGGCGGCGCUCGUGCCCGAGCCACUGCAUCGCAUCACUUGUGCAGCUCAACCAGACUAAGAGCGGCCCUGCGCUGGAGGACUGCAGCUGCGCAGACGACCAGUUUUGUCGCGAAACCAAGCGCGCCAUCGAGCCGUGCCUGCCGCGGACCAGCAGUAUGGGCUGCACGGAGGCGCGGCGGCAGUGCGAGCGCGACGGACCCUGCCGCGCCGCCAUGGGUGACUACCUGCAGCACUGCGGUAAGCUGUUCAGCGGCGCCAUGUGCACGAGCGCGUGCCGCGGCGUCAUCGCGCAUAUGCGCCGCCUGCCCAAAGCGCAGCAGCUUGACACGUGCGUCUGCGACGGCGCCGAGCGGACCAUUUGCGAGUACGUCAAAGUGAGCAUGGACACGCUGUGCUUCGGCAUGCCGCCCGUUGUCGAUGUAGACGGAUCCGGGCGAGACGGGGACGAUGAAGAUGAUGAUGGAGGAGAAGACGAUAUCGAGGACAGCCAGAACAGCGCAAGAAAGAGCGUGCAGAACUUAAGUGCUCUUGCUGUACUUGCACCCAUCUUGGUAUUAUUACGGUUUUGGUGAUAAAAACAAACAGUAGACUUUUUUUCCCCACAUCAGAUCUGCAGCCGUUUUAACUUAACCAAAUGUACCUUUGCGUGACUUGACGACGUUGCAUCACCUUUGAUUAUCUAUGCAAAUGCACUGUUCAUUAACUGAAAUGGACAUCAGGAACCAUGGCACAGUUGCGAUAUUUAUUUCUGAGCUAGACCUCUACCAGGAUGUCACAGGACGGUCUUUCCCAAAUAAAAAGCAAGACUAAGCUCAGUCUGACACUACUGCCUUAAAAAAAGACUGCACACAUACAGUAGACAUGCUACUCUGACUUUGUCCAGCAACACUUGUUGACAGAAAGAGCAAUAUGUAUGUACAUCACGAAAAUUAUUUUGUUACCUAGAGAUUUUACAAUGCAAAGAUUUGCGCAGAAAGCUUUGCACUGCCAUUAUAAGACUACACAGCAAAAUCUCUCAUGCCACCCUUAAUUCAAAACAGUUGGGUUUUUGUUGACACACCAGGUGUUUAAUCAGCAGAGAUUUUGCUGUGUAGCCUUCUAAGCUAUUUUAUAUAAAGUUAUGAUUGACUGAGAGACUGAAUUAGAUUUCUAUUAGGAAUGUGUUUGGAAAGUAUUCGGCACGCUGGAAUAAGUUCAGAGACAACCGAGUGCUAUAGAGCAUUCGCUCAAAAGAACUGAAAACUAGCAUUUUCACACUCUGUAUUUGCAUCACAGCAUAGAAAGCAAUAUUUUGUAUCAUAAGAUGUCUAUAAAAAACGAAGCAUGAUUCCAGCUUUUAAGGGAAGUUGGUUAUUUUGUUGUACCGGGUUUCCUUUUAAAAUACUGUACAGUGUAAAUAGAUUUUCAGAGAAAUUUUAAAUGUGCUAUCUAAGAUGAAUUAUGGACUGUAGAAAAUGUCUAAAUCCACUGUAUGACUGCCUCAGUGAUGUACUUUUUAUAGAAGGCAUAAAAACAACAGUACGAAAACAAAAAAUGACUGUGUGUAAUCUGUUCC